AUUGCUCUGUGUCAAUUCACGUCUAAAAGUGGGAUAGGCACAGUGAAGAUCGAAACGCCCUCCUCUGUAAACAGAUAACAAAGUGAGCCUCUUGAUUUAUGUAGCUACAGAACCAGCCCGUACAAUUUUCACGGUGUUUCCACUUCUGACGUUACGUUGGCUCACGAGAGUAUAGAUCAACGGUAUUCAGAAAAUCAGCAAGGUGGGGGAGCGGUUUUGCCAUUAAGUCACGUCUGCAUCACGCUUCAAAGGCGUAGGUACUCUAUGGCUAACUGCAACAGCAGAGCGUCCACUCGGAGGCCGGCUCAGUCUCCACCCCUUAUCGAAGCGAGCAAUCAGAAGAGGAGAGAGCUUUAAGGAAGUGGGGGGAGGGUAGCACAGUCGCGUCUUCUUCCGGUGUUGUAUUGUAGAGCGCAGGCGGAUCUGCGUCUCUGAGAGAGGGGGAAGGGGGGCUCACGCGAGGCUGUCAUGGCGACUAAUAUCGAGCAAAUUUUUCGGUCUUUUGUCGUGACCAAGUUCCGGGAGAUCCAGGAGCAGCAAUUCGGCAGUGGAAAGUUAGGAAGUCAACACAAUGGUGAAAUAAACUCAUCUGAGCAAGUAAACCCUUCAGAUGAUACAAUUACAACUAUUGGGAAUCUUCAGAAUGAUCCACUAGUGCAAAAGAUAGAGCAAGUAUUAUCAGAAGUGUUGGGUGCAGAGCCACAGUACAAAUCAGAUGGCGGAGAGGAUACAGUGAGAAAUAAAUCCCGGUCUACUAAAAGAGGCUUAUCAGAAGAAGUGCAAGAUGAAAUUCCAAGGAAAAAGUCUAAGAAAGAUAAGAAACACAAAGAUAAGAAGAAGAAGAAAAGGAAGAAGGAUAAAAAAGAAAAAAAAUAUAAAAAACAGCCCAAGGAAUCAAAAUUAAAUGAGCAGCAUGACGUAUGUGGAGAUACUCAGUCCAUUUCUCAUUCAAAACCAGAAAAGUCAAGCUCUGUACUGAGUGCAGAAGAUGCAGAUAUACAGUCUGGACCUUCCUCAAAACAGGCUUCAGAAUGGCUUAUGGAAAAAACGGAAGAUGAAAACCUAAAUUUGGCCAUGUCAAAUUCACAUAAUGCAAAUAAUUCAGAGAAUAGCAAACUGAAUACAUCCGAAAAAGAUUCUGCUUUAACCAAUAUUCAGGAGCUAAGUGAACAUGAACUUACAAAUGAGAGAGAAUUUGAAAAUAACACCUAUCAAUCUACCAACCUAGUUUGGAAUUUGUGCACAGAUAAUGAAUCUUUAAAUAUUGCUGAUGCUGAAAGUGGAGUAGGUAGUAUAAAAGAAAAUGAACAACAAGAAGCUAGUUUGACAUUGGAGACAACAGAAGAAGUAAAUGUUCCUGAAAGCAGUCCAAAGUCUGCAGCAGCACAGUUGGAAUAUUUGGAAACCAGUUUGGAAUCUGACACAACAGAGGUAAAAGAGUUGGACUCCAUUUCAGAAUCUUUAAAUCCAGAAAGCAUGGAACAAUCCAUAUCAACUUCAUUUGAAGCUAGUGAAAUUAUAUUUAAUAAUCUCACCUCAGAGACAGCUGCAGAAGCCAAAGAUUCAGUGACAACUCUGGGAUUUUUGGCUAUGGUGGUAGGGAAAGAUUUUGAAGCAACCUCAGAAUUCUUGAAUACAGCAAAAGUGAAAGCUUCUGAAACAAGCCCAAAGCAUGCUGCCAUUACUGAUAUGAAAGAUUAUUUAGUGCAUGACUCUGAGAGAAUUAUCACAAUGAAAGAUUUGCCAAUAAUUCAACAGUUUGAGUCUACAGUAGAGUUGAAAGACUUGGAAGCAACUUCAGAAUCUCUGCAUGCAACUUCUGAAAAAGAUUUUCAACCAGCUCCAGUAACUAAAUCAAAGCAUCAGCAGGAAGUUUCAAAAAUUACAGAAUUGGAUGCACUAAAAUGCAUGGCAACACCUCUUGAUGUUGAGACAAUGGCAGGUAUGAGAGAAUUGGGAGCAAUUCAGACUUCGGCAUUUAAAGAUGCAGAAAAAUAUCCAGGACCUCUGCAAACCAUAGCAGAUGCAAAGGAUGCACCAGAAAUGUUGGAGGACAGGAAUAACACAGAUCCAGGAUUAUCUUGUUCAGCUGUAGUAGUAAAAGUGAGCACUGUGGAAGCUGCUUCAGAAUUUGUGGAGAUUGGCAUGAGACAUUUAAAAGCAAAUUCUGAAUGUAUAACAGAAAUAGAAAAUUGGAAUAUUGUUCCAGAGCCUCCUAGAAUGAAGGGUGUGAGGAAUCUAGAUAGUUCUCCAGAAUUUGAGGGAGAUGGCCAAGUGAGUUAUUUGGAAACCUCUUUAGAAAAUGUAGUACAGAAGAGAGGAGAUUCAGAAAUUAUUGAAGAUUCUGAGGCAAUGAUUGAUGUGCAAGUUCCUGAAAGCAUUUCACAAUCUGAAACCAUUCUAAAGAUUAAUGAUUUAGAAAUUACUCCAGAAACUCAAGACUUUGUAAAAACACAGUAUCUGGAAGCGUCAAAAUAUGUAAGUGAAAGAGAAAGUAAGGCUGUGGUGAAUCUAAAGGAUUUCAGAAAAAUUCCAGAAUCAUUAACGACUGGGGAAAAAUUAGAAAGUGUUUCAGAAUCUGAAAACAAAAAAGAAAUAAAAAAUGUGGAAGACAUUUUGCAGUUUGAUGUGGUGACACAGGGAAAAUGUUUAGAAACUAGUCUAGAGACUGAAGAAGAACAACAGGAGGGAGAGAUGGAUGCUACUUCAGAGUCGCUGCAUAUGAUAUUUACAAACUAUUCAGAACACAGCCUAGAACUUUAUACAGAACCUGAGACUAUGAUGGAGUUGAAAAGUUCGGGAACUGUUCCUGAGUCGCACAUGGUGGAUACUAACAGUUUUGAAGCACUGCAUACUAGAGAAAUCAAAGACUUUAAAACAGUGGAAUCUAAAACAAUGGUUGGGUUGAAUGAUUUACACAAAAAAUUAGAGCCUCUGGACAGAGAUGUGAACAAUAUGGAAUUAACAUCUAAGUCAAUGCCAACUGUAAAAUAUUCUGAGACGCUUGUAACAUCUGAAGCUGCGGCCAACAAAAACAUUGAAACUGAGUCUCAUGCUGUGCCUCGAAUAGAGGAGAAGGCUUCUGGUGCUAUUGCAUACAUGGAAAAGGAUCAGAAUGGUGCUGAGGCAACAGAUUUGGAAACUUUGCCAAGAUCUCAGAAAGUAACCAAAGAAGUCUCUGUAGGCAUAUCUGAAAAUGAGCUGUGUGCUGAGAGUGGAGGCCCAUUAUUCAUGUCAAAAUCUUUGCAAGAAAUUGAUAAAAUAAGUUCCAAAGGAAUAGAACUGGAGGAAGUAGCAGUGAUAAAAGGGUUAAAAGAAACAGCUCUAGUGGAUAUGGGCAGUAGUAAGGAAUCCUUAGCAUUGAAGAGUUCAGCAUCAGUUGAUUCAAAAAGUGAUUCCAAAUUCAUGAAUACUGUAAGACAUUUUGAAUCAAUUCCUGAAUCUCCUGCAGAACAAAAUCUAGAACAAUUCCAGUGUGUGAAGACAAAAGUCAGGGAAGUAAAUUUGGAUUCUCUCUAUUAUUUGGAAGUUAAAUAUGCAGGAACAAGUCCAGAAUUUCUGUUUUCAGAAGAAGUAAGUAAUCAGGUAGAGAAACAGAAAUUGAAAGAAAGGACAGAAACAAGAUUGAUAGUUCCAGAAUCUCCAUGUGUAUCAGAGACAGAGAUGAUUAUAGUUCCAGAAUCUGAUGAGAUUAGCAAGGUAAUAGAUUCAGAACACGGUCCAGAAUCUCUGUAUGUGGCAGAAACAAAUGUAAAGACUGUCCUAAAACCUAUGUCAGAAUCUAAAAUCGUAGAUGUAAAAGACCUGGAAACUGAUUUAGAAUCUACUGUCCAAGCAGCUAUAGAAAUUGCAGAUGAUCCUCCAAAAUGUGAAUUGGUUGUAGGAUCAGAGAUUUUGGAAAUUGCGUCAGAACCUACCUGCCAAAAUAAAAUGCUCUUAGAAUCACAGUGUGUGCCAUUAUUGCAAGAGUCAGAUGCAGAAUUCAGAAGUGAAUUAGUCACAGUUACGGAUUUGGAAGCAGAUUCAGAAACAAUAUGUGUGAUUGAAAUUGAAAAUUUGGAAGUACCUCCACAAUGUGAAGAUUUGGAAGUAGUAAAAAAACCUGAUGUGCCUCCAGCACCUCUGUUUGCACUAGACAUGAAAGAUAUAAAAGCAACAUCUACCUUUGUCCAUGCACCGGAGGAUAAAGUGUUAAAAACAAUUGAAACUGUAGUGGAUAUAGAAACAUUAAAAAUGUCAAAGUCUGAGGAUAUAUUGGAAGAAACUUUUGAACCUAGUUGCAUAACUGAUGUGAAAGAUUUAUUAACAAGUCAGAAGAUGGAAAAACAUCUAGAAUUUUUGGACAAAAGCGAGAUUAAUAAUGUACGCACACGAUCUUCUUAUGAAGUUGAUGUGAAUGGUUCAGAAACAUUUCAGGGAUGUAAACCAAUUCUAGGUGCACAAAUUUCAAAAAGCAUGUUGUCAACUGCAGACAAAACAGAAGAGAAGGAUUUUGGAAGAGAGCUAAAAUCAGAUGCAGAAUUAGCAGUAAAAUAUUCUGAAUCAAUUUUUGAAACUGUUUCAGAAAGCAAGAAUAAUGACACAACUCUGCCAGUGUUUAUGUUGGAUGUCAAAGAUUUAGAAGCAAGCUCCAGUGUUUUAGAUGCAGGAGAAAUGAAAAAUUUAAAAAUGGCUAUGCAGUUCGAAACAACUUCUAAAUUGUGUGUUUUAGAGUUGAUGGAUUCAGAUAAAGCUCUAAAAUCUAUACCUGUUCCUGAAGUAGAAACAAAAGAUUUAGGAAAAGCAUUAAAUUAUGCAACAGUAUUGGAAGUAAAAGAUCCAGUAGCCUCUGCAGCACAGCUAAACACACCGGAAUUAAAAUCUUCAGAAUCAGUCCCUGUGUUAGAAGUAACUGACUCUGCAGACAUUCUAGAACUAGAAACUACUCCAACUUACCUAGGUGCAGCAGAUCCAAAGUCUUCUGGUACAAUUGCAGAUAUAGCAGCAUUAGAAAAAGUUGUCUCUCGGACACAAAGAAAAUCAGAAAGUACUUUGGAAGUGAAAUAUUUUGAAUCUGCUUCAGCAACUGAGGAUGUCCUAGAGCUGCAUAACUACAAAGCUACUUCAGAAUCUGAAAGUGUGAUGGAGGAGAAAGUUUCAAAAGCAACUCCAGCGGUUGUAAGUCUGGUCAAUAUGGAAGAUCUAGAAACUAUCCCAGUAUCUGCUCAGGAAAUAAAAUGUUUAGAAUCUCCUCCACAAUCUCUGUACACUGUGGAGACAAGUAAUUUGGAAGGAAAUCUCAUAUGUGAAGAAGUGCUGGAUAUUUCAGAAACUGUCCCACAGUUUUCAAGCAUCAUGGAAGUAAAAGAUUCAGGAGCCACAGUAUCAUCUCUGACUGCAGAAAUGGUAAACGAUUCAGAAAAAGAACUGGAAUUACAGUUACAUGUUGAUGAAACAUGUUCAGAAACAGCUUUAGAACGUACAGGGGAUGUCUAUGCAGAUUUGGAACCAGUCAGUUUAGUAGUGGAAAAGUACCCUAAACCUAUUGCAGAAAUGGCAUAUAUUGAAGAUGUCAAAAAUUCAGAGGCAAAUUCAGGAUUUAUGGAUAUAUUAGAGUUGAAAGAUACAGAAUCCUUUUUAAAAACUCAAAAUGCUCUAGAAUCUGUGCACUCAAAAGAACCAGAAGAUCUUGAAGCAAAUACUAAAAGUGAGUCUGUAGGGGAAGUGAAAGAGCUGCAAGUUGCCCAGACAACACUGGAAAAAGAGAAGCAAAUGGAUUUUGAAGAAAUUUCAAAAUCAAUGUUAGUUUUGGAGUGUCAGGAUUUGGAAAGAAAUUCAGCUUCUGUGGUGUUGUCAGAAGAAAAGACCUCUGAAGCAUCUUUGGAAUCUGCCCAUGCUCUGAGUGCAAAAGACUCUGUGCAGGCUCCUACAUAUAUGAAUGCAAAGGACAUAAACAUUUCAGAACAAAAUUCAAAAUAUAUGUGUAUGGCAGACAUGAAAGAUCUGGAAUCAACUGUAGAACAUAUGGUGGUAGCACAGGCUAAGAAUUCAGAAAUGAUUCCACAAUUCACUGUAGAGAUGAAAGAUUCCGAAACAACUUUAGAGACUUUGUGCAUGGCAAAGGAAAAAGAUGUAGAUGGAAUUCCACAAGUCUCUUUGAAGGACCAAAAUCUAAAGGGAACUCUAAAACCUGUUUGCAUAGUAGCAGAAGAAGAAAACUUGAAAUCAAGCCAACAGGUGUUGAAAGAUUCAGAAGCAGCUCUUGAACCUAUGCGUAUGGCAGAGGAGGAGGACUUAGAAGUACCUUUGCAAGAUUCUUCGAAGGAUCAGGAUUCAGAAGCACCUCCAAAGUCUUCAGAUAUAAUGAAGAAAAAGGAAGAAAAUGUUUUAAAAGACAAGAAAAGUGAAAAAACAAGCAGCAAAAGUAAAGAGAAAAGUAAGAGUGGGAAAAAAACAAAAAAGAGUAGGUCAAAAUCUCCUUCCAAAUCAAAAAAACGUAAAAAAAAGUCUAGAUCACGUUCCACCUCUAGACAGAUUACAUCAAGAAGAGCACGUUCUAGAAGUAAGAAUGAUUCUGGUUCCAGAAAAAAGCACUCUACCUCACGUCUUAAAUCCAGAUCAAAGUCCACUGACAAAAAAGAGAGCAAAGAAUCUUCAGUGAGGUCAAGACGGAGACGUUCUCAGACUUCUGAGCAUCCUAAAUCUAGAUCAAAAUCUGUUGACAAGAGAGAAACUUCAGUACGGUCAAGGCGAAGACGAUCCAGAUCUUCUGAUCAUCGUAAGUCUAGAUCUAGAUCAGUUGACAGAAGAGAAUCUGUCAGAAGAAGGCGAAGAUUGUCAAGGUCCUCUGAUAAUCACAAAUCUAGAUCUAGAUCAGUUGACAAAAGAGAUACUUUGAUAAGAUCAGGGCGAAGGCAGUCCAGAUCUUCUGAUCAUCGCAAAUCCAGAUCACGAUCAACUGACAAAAGAGAGACUUCAGUGAGGAGAAGGAGAAGGCGGUCUCGUUCCUCUGAUCGUAAAUCUAGAUCCAGAUCUCUUGACAGAAGAGAGUCUUCAGUAAGAACAAGAAGAAAGUCCAUAUCCUCUGAUCAUCAUAAGUCUAGAUCUAGAUCAGCUGAUGAAAAAAGAAAAACUUCAGUGAGAACAAGGCGGAGAUGGUCUAGGUCCCCUGAUACUCGCAAAUCUAGAUCAAGAUCAGUUGACAGAAGGGAAAUUUCAGUGAGGGCAAGGCGAAGGCGGUCUCGGUCCUCUGAUCAUAAAUCUAGAUCAAGAUCAGUUGACAAAUGGGAGAGUUCAGUGAGGGUAAGGCGAAGGCGGUCCCGAUCCUUUGAUAAUCGCAAAACUAGGUCCAGAUCUGUUGACAAAAGGGAGACUUCAAGGAUGAGGCGAAGGCGGUCCAGAUCUUCUGAUCACAAAUCUAGAUCUAAAUCUGUUGACAAAAGGGAGACUUCAUUGAGGAUGAGGCGAAGACGGUCUGUGUCCUCUGAUCGCAAAUCUAGAUCCAAAUCUGUUGAUAAAAGAGAGGCUUCAGUCAGGGCAAAAAGGAGACGUUCUAGGUCUUCUGAUAAUCGCAAAUCUAGAUCUAAAUCUGUUGAUAAGAGAGAGACAUCUGUUAGGGCAAAAAGAAGACGUUCCAGGUCUUCUGAUAAUCGCAAGUCUAGGUCCAAAUCUGUUGAAAACAUAGAAACAUCAUCAAGAUCAAAAAGGAGACGUUCCAAGUCUUCUGAAAACAAAUGUAGAACAACAUCUGCUGAAAAAGACGAGCCCUCUCUUAAAUCUAGACACAGGAGAUCUAAAUCAUCAGAUCGCCGGAUGUCUAAAUCAAAGUCCAGAUCCAAAUCAUCUGAAAGAAGAAAAGAUAAAGAUUCUUCAGGUGGGUCAGGAAGGAAAUGCUCCAAGUCUAGAUCAAAGUCCAAAUCUCUUGAAAAAAUAGAGGGAACUAAAUCUUUGGAAGCACCUAAUCACACAAAAUCUCCUGAAUACCACAAAUCUAAGUCUAGGUCUAAAUCUGUGGAAAAAACGGGAGAAAGAGAGAGUUUGCGAAGAUCAAGGAGUAAAGGCUCUAAGUCUUCUGAACCAUCUCACAGGCAUAGAACAGUAUCACGAUCUAGAAAAAAUCGUUCUCGAUCAGAAACACGGAAGAGGGCCUCAAGAUCAAAAUCUGUUCAUCUAACUCGAACACACUCCCGAACUCGGUCACGAUCAUGUUCAAGACGAUGGAGGAGAACUAGAUCAAGAUCAUUGUCAAGACAAAGAUCUUUAUCAAGGGAGAGGCGUAGGAGAUCUCGGAGAAACCGAUCGAGGUCUACUGAAAGGAGGAGGAGAAGAUCUGAUUCAAGAGAGAGUUACAGAAUACCCCUUAGAUUACGGUCCCGAAGUCGGACACCUGUCCGUCUGAGAUGCUCUAGGUCCACAGGGAGAAGGCGGAGCACCAGCAUAUCACCUGAUCAUCGAAGAUCCAGAACUUCAAGCAGGUCACCUAAACGUUUAACUGACUUGGACAAGGCACAGCUACUUGAAAUUGCCAAAGCAAAUGCAGCUGCCAUGUGUGCUAAGGCUGGAGUUCCUCUACCUCCAAGCCUGAUGCCCGUUAUUGUUCCAGAAAAGAAGGAAGAGAAGGUUACGCAAAAGUCAGCAAAAGAGACAAUAUUGGAACUCACUGAGAAAUGCAAGAAGAUUGCACAAAGCCAGGAAGAUGAUAUUAUUGUGAAUAAACCUCAUGUAUCUGACGAAGAGGAGGAAGAGCAUCCUUUUAUCAAUCAUCCCUUUAAACUCAGUGAGCCCAAACCUAUUUUCUUCAACUUAACUACUCCUACCAUAAAACCUGCAGCUCCGAAAAAUCAGGUUACUUUGACAAAGGAGUUUCCUGUCUCUUCUGGAUCUCAACACAGGAAAAAGGAAGCAGAUAGUGCAUAUGGAGAAUGGGUUCCAGUUGAGAAGAACAAGGAUGAGAACAAGGAUGAUGUUUUUCCCAACCCAGCCAAUCUGGAGCCUGUGGACAUCUCAUCAGCACUGAAUGAGCGGACAAUAGCCCAAAAGAGGCUUACAGAAAAUACAUUUGAUAUGGAAGCAAUGUGUUUGUUAAAUCGUGCACAGGAACGGAUUGAUGCCUGGGCUCAGCUGAAUUCUAUACCAGGCCAUUUUACAGGAAGCACCGGAGCACAGGUCUUGUCAUCUGAACAGUUAUCCAACAGCGGUCCCCAAGCUUGGAUUAAAAAGGUAUUCACCCUUGCAUCCAGGAUUGGGUAUUCUUGGAGUUUCCAUUUGUGUGGGCUUUUCUUGGCAUUGAAUGAAACUGAUACUUUAGACGCUCCCACAUGAGUGGGUCUUGCUUACAGUAACUUCCUUCAGUGGUAACGAAUCCUACUUUAUUAUACCGCACGUUCAUGCAUUUAUAUGAAUUCUUAGAACAGAACGAAACAGAAGGGUUUUCCCCAUAGUCGUAUUGUGAAUUGUGUCCAAAGGGAAAUGUGUUUUUGUCAGUUUGAACACUUGCUCAGUUUCCAGAUAUUUGCUAAGCUUUGUAAAACAGUCUAUAAACAUUAUACUAGCAUAUAAACUUGACAACCUGUUUUACUUUUAAAUGACUAAUAUGUUGGCAGUUGCCAUAUAUAAUUAACAAUUCCCCAAUCUAGAUAGUCAACUUAGUUCUUAGUUCUGAUGUGUCACUACCAUUAGAAAAUGUUCUGAAAUAGUUUAUGGGGCUUUAAAGGCUUACUUGGGUGCUAAAUACCUAGUUAAUAGAAUCAGCUGUGUUGGCUCUGCUGCACUUGACAAGAGGUUGUGAAGUGCAAUCUAGAGAAAGCAAGGCAUGCUGAAGUCCUAUUGAAAUCAAUAACACAUCAACCCACAAUUAAAUAUUUAACAGUGUGAACUUAUACAUCUGCUUAAAAGAAAGACCCAUGAGGUUCUGUGGGGCUUACUCAUAGAGGGGGGGGAUAGAACUGCAGCCUAUUUUUGAGGGAACUUCCCAUGUGAUGUCAUUUCAUUGUAAAAGUAUGGAUAAUUCCUGCAUAUAUCUGGUAUGUCUCAUCUUCAGGCUGACUAGGAAAGGGGUGUCAUUCUUACAGAAGUUCUUUUCAGAGUUGAGCUGCAUUCCAAAACCACUUUUAAAACUUGCCUAUUUUACUUGGUUUAAGAUUAAUGGGUUGCAUCCAGUUGCAUCCCUUUGAUCAGCAGAGGCUUCUGUGAAUGGAAGUGGGGAGGUAAUUCCCCCUGCACUCCCCUCCAAUCUACUUCAGAGGGUUGGGAGACCCUUGGGAACAGCAUAGGAGGUGGCAUGAAUAGCUACAGGAAAAAGGAGGGGCCUCGUCUGUUCAUGGAAGCCUCUACUGGAGCAAAGAGCAUUCCAUGGAUACAUAAUUGAAUGCACCCUUAAUUUUAUUCAAAUGUAUAUCUGACCUUUGUAAGCAAAAUACCUAUUAAAGAUUGUGCUCGUUUGCUUUUAAACCUGAAAAGGCUAUUUUUGUCUCAUCCACACCCCAAUAAUUUUGGAAUAUGUAAGAGAAAUUCCCACAACCUUCAAAUGACCUUGUCAAAAAGUUGGACUGUUGUCUUUGUGAACUGGAUACACAUUGGUGAUGAAACCGGCAUUGUUGAUGAACAUUCUAUCAUUACAAAGCAGGUACAAAAGAGGAGUCGGAGCCCUGGGUGACAUUGACUGGGGUUUGUAUCAUUCUCUGCAUGGUUGCCCUUUUCUAAUGAGAGGUUCCUGGAAAGGAGAGGGGAGGAUGAAAAUGGAAGUAAGUAAAAGCCAUUCUAGGCGUAUCAACUCAAAGCAGUUGGUAACUGGCAACAGCUAACUUGUCUCUGUGUACACAAACUGCAUGGCUUGCACCAGUCCAAACAUUUCAGUGAGAGGUAAUGUCUGCCUCAGUUCACCCUUUCCUUAUAUUGGAACAUCUUUUUCAAAGUAAUAUCCAAUUGCAUGAUUACAGGCAGCUGUCAAUUGCAUUAUAGGUAACUACUUAUGGAACUGAUAUUACACAUGUUCUGGAAGUUUCACAAUUUGGUUUCUUAACACCAGGAUAUGGGGAUUCAUAUUGCAUUGGGUGUGUGUCAUAAUUGUUUGUGAUGAAGAGCAAAUCGUAAGAAUGAUUGUGCACUCUUCAUUUGCUUUCACAAUCUAUUUUCAGUAAAUGAAAAUGAAUAAAAAGUAGACUGAAAGCAAAUAAAUACUUGAUGUGUAGGUUGAUACCAAAAGACUAAGCUUUGUGCCUUUAUAAAAGACAACAUCAGAAUAAUAUAUUUUGUUAAUGCUACCAAUGUAUAUUUUUAAUACUAGCCAUUUGUUGCAUUGGGUCAUUGGGUGGGGCAGAAAAGAGAGAUGAUAGUUCACAGAAUAACCUGUGAACUUUCACCCCUCUAUAUGGAAACUUGUUUCAGGGCCAAAUCUGCCUUGUAGCUGCCUUCUUGCCACGGUCAAUGCCAGCCCUACUAUUCACAACACUGCGGCCAUCGAGGCCUAG
This is a messenger RNA of Rhineura floridana, 11447 nucleotides long. It is a transcript of the gene SON, whose product is annotated as SON DNA and RNA binding protein. The coding region runs from base 469 to 9300 and encodes 2943 amino acids. Gene Ontology annotation, molecular function: RNA binding. The transcript is spliced from 10 exons. Gene Ontology annotation, biological process: regulation of mRNA splicing, via spliceosome; regulation of cell cycle. NCBI's taxonomy places the organism in Eukaryota, Metazoa, Chordata, Lepidosauria, Squamata, Rhineuridae. The record is from RefSeq and is a predicted model, not a curated record.